Molecule: messenger RNA, 1859 nt
Organism: Phoenix dactylifera (date palm)
Lineage: Eukaryota; Viridiplantae; Streptophyta; Magnoliopsida; Arecales; Arecaceae
Product: cytochrome P450 711A1-like
Molecular function (GO): oxidoreductase activity, acting on paired donors, with incorporation or reduction of molecular oxygen; iron ion binding; monooxygenase activity
Source: RefSeq, a predicted model, not a curated record
CUCACAUUGUCACGCAAUCCAUACACUCCUCUCUCUCUCUCUCUCUGUCUCUGUGUGUGUGUGUGUGUGGGAGGGGGGGCUCGAUGGACUUUGUGGGGGACAACUUCAAAGGCUUGGCGGAGGUGGGAAGCUUUCUUUUCAGGGUAUGUGCACCUAGCCUCCAUACUGGAGUUGCUUUGCUUAUUGGGUUCCUAGUUUACUUCUAUGCACCGUAUUGGAGGGUGAGGAAGGUGCCCGGGCCUCCGGCCACAUUCCUCGUCGGCCACCUUCCUUUUCUCGCCAAGUACGGGCCAGAUGUUCUGAGAGUCUUCGCAAAGAACUAUGGACCAGUCUUCAGAUUUCACCUGGGGAGACAACCACUCGUAAUAGUAGCAGAUCCAGAACUCUGCAGGGAGGUGGGACUAAAGAAAUUCAAAGAUAUAAAGAACCGGAGCAGCCCUACUCCCGCCUCUGGAUCGCCUCUCCACCAGGAAGGUCUUUUUCUUACGAGGGAUGCAAGGUGGUCAGCCAUGCGAAACACCAUCAUUUCCCUCUACCAACCCUCCCACCUCGCAAGCCUCAUUCCCACCAUGCAAUCUUACGCAGUCUCCCUUUCUCUCAACGUCUCCAAUGUCCAAGAAGAAGAAGAAGAUAUUGACUUCUCCGAGCUCGCCUUAAGAAUGGCGAUCGAUGUCAUUGGAAAAACAGCUUUCGGUGUGGAAUUCGACCUCUCCAAACACGCUGCCUCUUCCCAAAAGACACUCCAAAAUCGCUACAGCGAUGUCUGUAAUAAUGACGAUGAUGACGAAGUCUCUGGCUUCCUCAAGCAGCACAUGUACUCGAUCGGAUCCCUUAAGAUGGACCUCUCCAGCUCUCUCUCCACGAGCUUGGGCUUGAUAGCCCCGGUCCUACAAAAGCCAUGCAGAGAACUCCUCAAACGGAUCCCUGGUACUGCUGACUACAAGAUUUACCACAAUAACCAGAAACUAUGCGAGAGAAUCGAUGCGAUCAUUGCAAAAAGAUCGAAGGAAAGGACACAUGAUCCGAAGGAUUUCCUAGCUGCAGUACUGAAUGCCAGGGACUCAGGUGUGGGCGAGAAGCUCUUCAGCCAUAACUAUAUCCGGGCGCUCACGUAUGAGCACCUUCUUGCCGGGACCAAGACCACAGCUUUCACGGUGGCAUCUACCGUUUAUUUAGUCUCCAAACAUCCUGAGGUUGAGAAGAAGCUGCUCGAGGAGAUCGAUAGCUUUGGCCCUCAUGAGGUAAUUCCGACUGCCGAAGACCUGCAAGACAAGUUCCCCUAUCUUGAUCAGAUAGUGAAAGAGGCAAUGAGAUUCUAUACAGUCUCCCCAUUGGUUGCAAGAGAAACAUCUCAGCAAGUUGAAAUUGGAGGCUAUGUCCUCCCCAAGGGUACGUGGGUUUGGCUUGCACUCGGGGUUUUGGCCAAAGAUCCCAAGCAGUUCCCGGAGCCUGACGUGUUCCGGCCGGAGAGGUUCGACCCAGCUUGCGACGAAGAGAAACGAAGGCACCCAUAUGCACACAUUCCAUUUGGAAUUGGCCCACGCGCAUGCAUCGGGCAGAGAUUCGCCAUGCAAGAAAUCAAGCUAGCUCUCAUCCAUAUCUAUCGACGUUAUAUUUUUAGGCACUCUCCAAAGAUGGAAUUCCCUCUGGAGCUUGAGUAUGGCUUGGUUCUUGGAUUCAGACGAGGAGUUAAGCUACGGGCAAUUAAGAGACAGCGCUAAAUCGAUGUAAUAUAAGCAUGUUGUGUUUUUGGUAGAUAAUAUAAGCAUACUGUUUAGUGUGUUAUAAAGAACAAUUGUAUGGUGAAAUUAAUGUUAUCCAAGUAUUGAAGUGAUCAAGUUUGAAUGCGAAUUAGAUCU